Molecule: messenger RNA, 1365 nt
Organism: Camellia sinensis
Lineage: Eukaryota; Viridiplantae; Streptophyta; Magnoliopsida; Ericales; Theaceae
Source: RefSeq, a predicted model, not a curated record
CUUGUGGCAGGAUGCAGAGAACCGGGUCUAUUUAAUAAAAGAGCUUGAUAGGAUAACUGGGCAGGGGCACUCUGCAAUAUCAGUGGAUGAUACACUGAAAAUUAUUGCCUGCAGGGAACAACAGAAGAAAUUAUCAGCUCUUGAGAUGGAAUUAGUAGCAGCCAAACAAGAAGGUUUCACUUCGAACCACUGGUCAAAGACUAAUAAGAUACCUAAGAAAAGGCCCCUAGUGGUCAUAGGAGUACUCACAACGUUUGGCCGCAAGAACAAUAGAGAUGCAAUCCGCAAGGCGUGGAUGGGAACUGGUGCAGCUUUGAAGAAGAUGGAGGAUAAAAAAGGCAUCAUUGUUCGAUUCAUCAUUGGAAGAAGUGCUAAUGGCGGGGACAGCUUGGACAGAGACAUCGACAAUGAAAAUAAGCAGACCAAUGACUUCAGUAUUCUUGAAAACCAUGUAGAGGCACCUGAGGAGCUUCCAAAGAAGACAAAGUUGUUCUUUGCUCAUGCUGCAGAGAACUGGGAUGCUGAAUUCUAUGCCAAAGUCAAUGACGAUGUUUAUGUAAAUAUUGAUGCCCUGGGAAAUUCACUUGCAGCUCAUUUAGACAAGCCUCGUGUAUAUGUUGGUUGUAUGAAAUCAGGCGAAGUUUUCUCUGAACAGAGCCACAAAUGGUAUGAACCAGAUUGGUGGAAAUUUGGGGAUGGGAAAGUGUACUUCCGUCAUGCUUCAGGUGAGAUGGUCGUCAUAUCCCAAGCGUUGGCUAAAUUUAUUUCGAUAAACAGAUCUAUUCUUCAAACUUACGCCCAUGAUGAUGUUACUGUGGGAUCUUGGUUUAUUGGGCUCAAUGUCAAAUAUAUUGAUGAGAGAACAUUUUGCUGCUCGUCUUGGUCAUCAGGAGCUGUCUGUGCAGGUGUAUGAUGUGACUAGCCUCAAAAACAAAAACAACACCACAAAUGCCAGUGCUACAGAUGUUUUGGAGGAUUUCCUGAUGCGAAUCUUUUAGGCUUUCUUGGUGUGAAUGCACACAUGAUACAUUGCUGCAUUGGCAAUUCAUUUUUGGUGGAAUGCCAUUCAGAUGGAAAGACAAAGCUCUCUUCAAGAGUGACUCCACAUCUUGGCAAUCACAGAUAAAGAGAAUCGUAGUUUACAAAUGUGACAGUAGACAACAAAAACUUGACUUGUCGGAAAUUUUACAGAUAAUGGGUACUGGACAUAUAUAGCAUCCGAAGAAAAUGCCAAAUGAUAGGAAGAACUGUUAGUGACAGGUACAUAGGGAACAUGAUGUAUCAUAUUCUGCUUUCGAGUUGCGUUUUUUACAUUGAUUCUUUUAUUCCUUGGAUUUAAACUUUUACCCUAUAUUUUUAUUUUUU